Molecule: messenger RNA, 2280 nt
Organism: Colossoma macropomum (tambaqui)
Lineage: Eukaryota; Metazoa; Chordata; Actinopteri; Characiformes; Serrasalmidae
Gene: setd6
Product: SET domain containing 6, protein lysine methyltransferase
Exons: 9
Coding region: 177-1571 (464 amino acids)
Biological process (GO): peptidyl-lysine monomethylation
Cellular component (GO): nucleus
Molecular function (GO): protein-lysine N-methyltransferase activity; protein binding
Source: RefSeq, a predicted model, not a curated record
UCAGAAACACGCGCCUUGGAAAACUCACAUGGAGUGGCUGUAGAGACACUGAGACGCAGUAAACACAGUAAACUGAGCUGAAUUACUAUGAAAACAGCAUAAAGAAAAACAGUAACAACGAACCAGCGGAGCACAGUGUUCGUCCGUGAUCAGCUGAAGUGAAGACAUCUACAGAAAUGGCCACCGACGCAAAGAGACCGAAGAGGGAGGGUGAAAGCACACGUGGCAGUGAGGAUGAGCCUCUGCACAACUUCUUACUGUGGUGUGAGAAAGUCAACCUGAAGCUGAGCGACAAGGUCUACUUAAGUAAAGAAGGGACUGUAGCUGAGUACGGCAUGCUGGCUAAAGAUGACAUAGAGCAGGGCCACAUCCUCUUCUCCAUCCCCAGAACUGCCCUCCUGCAUCAAGGCACUUCCAAAACCAAGAAGGUCCUUGAAGAAGGAAAGGGGUGUUUGGAGAGCUCCUCAGGCUGGGUCCCGCUGCUCUUGGCACUGAUGUAUGAGUACACCUGUGCAGAGUCACACUGGAAGCCUUACCUGUCCCUCUGGCCUGACUUCAGGAAGCUGGACCACCCCAUGUUUUGGUCGAAGGAGGAAAGAGAGAGGCUUUUGAAGGGGACAGGUAUCCCUGAGGCAGUGGACACAGACCUGACCAACAUCCAAAAGGAGUAUAAUGAUACAGUUCUACCCUUCAUGCGCUCACAUCCAGAGCUGUGGGACCCUGAGCGCCACUCUGUGGAGCUGUAUCAGAGUCUGGUAGCUUUCGUCAUGGCCUACAGUUUCCAGGAGCCUGUUGAGGAAGAGGAUGAGGAUGGGGAUGAGGAUGAAGUGCACAACCCUCCUAUGAUGGUGCCAAUGGCUGACAUGCUCAACCAUGUGUGCAACCACAAUGCCAAUCUAGAGUACACACCUGACUGUCUGAAGAUGGUAGCAGUGCGGCCGAUCAGGAAGGGUGAGGAGAUCUUUAACACCUACGGUCAGAUGGCGAACUGGCAACUUCUGCACAUGUACGGCUUCACGGAACCCUUUCCCACCAACAGCAACGACACGGCAGACAUACAGAUGUCCACUGUGUACAGAGCAGCUGUGCAAGAAACUCAGAGUGAAGCAGAACAGCGCCUCCUGGUGGAGAAAUGGAAAAUGCUGUGUGAAAUGGAGACGGUUGGGGAGAGAGGAGUCUUUGUUUUCGGCAAGAAUGGGUCACUCACAGACACGGAACUAUACACAACCCUGAAGGUCCUGUGCAUGAGCAAAGAGGAGUUUAAAGAAUUCCAGGCAAAUGAAGGCUGGGAAGAAGAUGACGGUGAUGAUGAAGAUUCGAAAAUGGCUCAGGCACUAAGCUUUGAGGGGCUGCCAGCUCUGGCUCCAGAGUGGAAGCGACUGUUACAUGUGGCUGCAAGCCUCACAAUGGACCAGUACUCAGAGGACAUGGACUCAGACCAUAGGCUGCUGGAGGAACCAAGAGCUCUGACCAAACUCAGCCCCAGAGAGAGAAAAGCUCUGCAUGUACGGCUCAGCCAGAAGAGCAUCCUCCACCGCCUGCAGCAGCUCACCCAGCACAGUACAGCUUAGUAUACCUUAGCCAGAACAGUUUCCAACACCCAACCCGAGACUCAAUACAGUCUAUUCUCAGAAACGUCUGUGAACUGAAUUGCUUUCACAGUGAAGUCCACCUUUCUCCCCCCCCAAAUACUAUAUGACUCAAUUGUCAUUUAGAUAGGAAUUGGUGCACUGUGGAGAAACUUACCAACUCCAGUUUCUAUAUAGUGGUGGUGACUGGAACCAGGAGUUGCAAUGUCUUUAAUGCAAAUAUAACAAUUUUAUUUACUUUUCAAAACUACUUGUUGAACCUGUGUCUCUUCUGAGUUUUUUUCUACAUGGUGUUGGCAAAUUUGAGAAAGAAGAGAGAAAAAAAAAAAAAAAGUGUUCUUUGGGUAUUAUUUUGCCCUAGAAUGCCCUGCAUGUACCUCUUGGCCAUGAACAAAAUAAGUAAAUACAAUUUUUGUAAUUUCCUAUAAUAAUUUUGUAUUAUAGCAGUUCCCAUCACCACCCCAGUGAACAAUUCUCAGCAAGUGGCUUUCACAUCAAAUGACACUGAAUGACCUCAAUGAUUUAAAAAAUCUAUGCGUAAUUCAGUCAAUGGACAUCCCCCAUAAAAGACAUUGUAAUAACUUCUCAAUGGCAAAUACGACAUGAAAACACAUGAGAAAUGUGUGCAUGGUACAAUACUGCAACAUUGAAAGAUACUCAAUACACAAAUGUACCAACUUAUUUCAGUUCA